Andrographis paniculata is the source of this 3026-nucleotide messenger RNA. RefSeq names its product exosome complex exonuclease RRP44 homolog A. Lineage: Eukaryota; Viridiplantae; Streptophyta; Magnoliopsida; Lamiales; Acanthaceae. The record is from RefSeq and is a predicted model, not a curated record. The coding region runs from base 116 to 2920 and encodes 934 amino acids. Gene Ontology annotation, molecular function: endonuclease activity; 3'-5'-RNA exonuclease activity; RNA binding. Gene Ontology annotation, cellular component: cytoplasmic exosome (RNase complex); nuclear exosome (RNase complex). Gene Ontology annotation, biological process: rRNA catabolic process. The transcript is spliced from 23 exons.
UGUUUUUUGUCUUUUUUUCGGAGAAACCUCGUUUACAGCGGCGGAGGAUUACUUUGCGCUCUAUGCCGGCAGCUGCUCCGACGUAGACUUGUGUUUGGAUUAAAGAAGCUUGAGAAUGUUGCAGAGCAAGUCUUUCGUUAAGAAAACGAGGCAAGGGAAAGUAGUCAAGGUUGUAAGGGAGCAUUAUUUGCGGGAUGAUAUAUACUGCGGCGCGCCAAUUUGUAAAGUUUGUGAUGUUUCAAACGCGCGCCUCGGCUCGACGGCGUCCAGUAUUGUCGUUGUGGACACCAAUGUUGUUCUUCACCAGAUUGAUUUGUUGGAGAAUCCUGCAAUAGAUGAUGUGGUGGUGCUUUCAGUGGUGUUGGAGGAGGUAAAGAACAAAAAUCUUGCUGUAUACAACAGGCUUAGGGCGCUCUGCAGCAAUACCCAAAGGAGGUUUUACGUAUUCUCGAAUGAAUACCACAAGGAUACAUAUGUGAAGACUGAGAGUGGUGAAAGUCCUAAUGAUAGGAAUGACAGAGCAAUUCGAGUGGCUGCCCAAUGGUAUCAGAAUCAUCUGGGUAGUGCAGUUCAGGUCGUGCUUGUUACAAAUGACAGAGAUAGCAGAAACAAGGCUGUUAAUGAUGGGAUUCUUGCGAAUACAGUUGAGGCAUAUGUCAAGUCUCUUGGCCAACCAUCAUUGCUUGACCUUAUUGUGCAGCCUCCAUCUGAAGAUGUUCCGAUGGUUGACGCUGAUGAUCUAAGGCCUUUAAAGAGAAAAGUAAUAUAUCCUGAGCAUAAACCCAUGUCAGAAAUUACUUCAGGUUUGCAUCGUGGAAUAUACCACCAAGGGAAACUCAGGGUUAAUCGCUACAAUCCAUUUGAAGCAUAUGUCGGGAGUGAAAGUAUUGGUGAUGAAAUUAUUAUUUUUGGACGUUCUAACAUGAACAGAGCUUUUGAUGGUGAUAUAGUAGCAGUGGAACUUUUGCCUCAAGAUCAGUGGCAUGAGGAGAAAUCUCUGACAAUGGCAAAUGAAGAUGAGGAGGAGGAUGAUGAUGUUCAUUUAGUUCCAAGCAGUGCUGAUGAUGCUCCCAGAGUUGGAAAUAUGGCACAGGAUGGGGACAAGAAUACAAUGCCUACUCGCCCAAGUGGCCGUGUUAUUGGCAUUAUAAAACGUAACUGGCACUCUUAUUGUGGAUCUUUGGACCCAAUGCCCAUGCCUGGAGGUCAGGGUGGUAUUGCACAUGCUCUAUUUGUCUCCAAAGAUAGGAGAAUUCCUAAAAUUCGGAUACAAACAAGACAGCUUGGAAAUCUAUUGGACAAAAGAAUCAUUGUUGCUGUUGAUUCAUGGGACCGUUUAUCUCGAUAUCCUUCUGGACAUUAUGUAAGAACAAUUGGUGAAAUAGGUGACAGAGAUACUGAAAGUGAGGUUGUCCUGAUAGAGAAUGAUAUCGAUGCAAGACCUUUUUCUACUCAAGUUUUGGCAUGUUUGCCAUGCCUACCAUGGUCUGUAUCUUCUGAAGAUUUGUCCAAUCCCAUCAGGAAAGACUUGCGACAUCUACGCGUUUUCAGUGUGGAUCCUCCAGGAUGCAAGGACAUUGAUGACGCACUACACUGUUUGCCUCUUCCAAAUGGAAAUUUUGAAGUGGGAGUUCAUAUUGCUGAUGUCACAAAUUUUGUUCACCCUGGAACCCCCUUGGAUGAUGAGGCUGCACAGAGGGGUACUUCUGUUUACCUUGUUGAGCGGCGUAUUGACAUGUUACCGAAACCUCUGACGGAAGAUGUUUGCUCAUUACGUGCUGAUGUAGAGAGACUGACAUUUUCCGUGAUAUGGGAAAUGACUCCUGAAGCAGAGAUUAUUUCUACGAGGUACACAAAAGCCAUUAUCAAAUCGCGUGCAGCAUUGUCAUAUGUGGAGGCUCAGGCAAGGAUGGAUGAUAGUCGCUUAAUGGAUUCCUUGACGACAGAUUUGCGAAAUAUGAAUACUUUAGCAAAGAUAAUGCGGCAAAAGCGCAUUGAUAGAGGAGCAUUAACCCUUGCCUCUGCUGAAGUGAAAUUUCAAAUUGACACUGAAACACAUGAUCCUCUUGAUAUUGGUAUGUAUCAAAUUCGAGAAGCCAACCAGAUGAUUGAAGAGUUUAUGCUUGCUGCUAAUAUAUCUGUGGCUAGGAAGAUUCUGGAACAUUUUCCUCUCACUUCACUGUUAAGACGGCAUCCAACCCCAACAAAGGAGAUGCUUGAGCCUUUAUUGCAAACAGCUGCUGCAGUUGGUCUCAGUUUGGAUGUGACAUCUUCAAAAGCACUGGCUGAUUCACUUGAUAAUGCGGUGGGCAGUGAUCCAUACUUCAACAAGCUGAUCCGCAUUCUGGCAACAAGAUGCAUGACUCAGGCUGUGUACUUCUGUAGUGGAGAUCUAAGCCCUCCAGAGUUUUUCCAUUAUGGCCUUGCCGCCCCUAUGUACACCCAUUUCACUUCUCCCAUAAGAAGAUAUGCCGAUGUCAUUGUUCAUCGUUUGCUUGCUGCUGCAUUGGGGAUAUACAAGCUCCCUGACAUAUUCCAGGACAGACCUCGGCUUGCUAGCAUUGCCGACAAUCUAAAUUAUCGCCACAAGAAUGCCCAGAUGGCUAGCCGGGCAUCAGUUGAGCUCCAUACACUAAUUUAUUUCCGGAACAGGCCAACUGAUACUGAGGCAAGAAUACUCAAGAUAAGAUCGAAUGGCUUCAUUGUCUUUGUGCCCAAAUAUGGGAUCGAAGGUCCCGUGUACUUGAUGGCGAGAGGCCAAAAGGGAGUUGGGGGAGACUGGAUUAUCGAUGAACAACAACAGAGUAUUAGGAAAGCCGAUGGUAAAGUUUCCUACGGCGUUCUGCAGACUGUGAAUAUCCACUUGGAGAUCGUCGAGCCGCAGCCACACCGGCCGAAGCUUCAGCUCACUCUUAUAUGAAAAUUAUUAGGGUGUUUUAUAAUUCAUCUUGUUAGAGAAUGCAGCUACAUAUGUAUACACAAAUAUUCAUAUAUAUAUAUAUCUGUGUGUAUAUUUUAUAAGAUUA